Bufo gargarizans (Asiatic toad) is the source of this 3206-nucleotide messenger RNA. It is a transcript of the gene EXOC4, whose product is annotated as exocyst complex component 4. Gene Ontology annotation, biological process: Golgi to plasma membrane transport; chemical synaptic transmission; exocytosis. The coding region runs from base 50 to 2950 and encodes 966 amino acids. NCBI's taxonomy places the organism in Eukaryota, Metazoa, Chordata, Amphibia, Anura, Bufonidae. The record is from RefSeq and is a predicted model, not a curated record. The transcript is spliced from 18 exons. Gene Ontology annotation, cellular component: growth cone membrane; exocyst; synapse.
AGUACAGUGUGACUGUUUUGGUGUGAGAGGAGGAAGCAGGAACGUGAAGAUGUCCGGAUACAGGGGCCAGAUGAGCAAAAGCAAAGACCCUUCUGGGUUACUUAUCUCUGUCAUUAGGACCCUUUCCAGUAGUGAUGAUGUGCAAGACAGAGAGACCGAAAGAGGACGUUUGGAGGCAGCUUAUGAGAGCUGCGAUAAAGACUUGGAUAAGAAGAUUGAAGAGCACUUUACAGAACUCACUACUGCCAUACGCACGUACCAGAACAUAACCGAACGUAUUACCAACUCCCGCAAUAAGAUCAAGCAGGUUAAAGAGAACCUUUUGUCCUGUAAGAUGCUUCUCCAUUGCAAGCGUGAUGAGCUAAGAAAGCUGUGGAUUGAGGGAAUUGAACACAAGCAUGUCUUGAACCUAUUGGAUGAAAUAGAGAAUAUCAAGCAAGUGCCUCAGAAACUGGAGCAAUCCAUGGCUAGUAAACACUACUUGAAUGCCACUGACAUGCUGGUGUCAGCAGUGGAUUCAUUAGAAGGACCUUUACGCCAGGUGGAAGGUCUUAGUGACCUACGUCUUGAACUUCACAGUAAGAAGAUGAACAUGCACUCGGUUCUGAUUGAUGAGCUACACCGUCACCUGUAUAUUAAAUCCACCAGUCGUGUGGGGCAGUGGAACCAGGAUAAGAAUAGAAGCGGCUCACUUGCUAAAGAUUCUCCAUUGCCUCUUCUUGAUGUGACAAAUCUGUCUACUCCACGCAAGUUCCUAGAUAAUUCUCAGUUUGGCACUCCCGGCUGUUCCACUGUAAAGGACCUGAGCCUUCAAGACAUCAAAGACGAUCCCGAUUCUGACCCUGAGGAGAACAGCACAGUGUUUAUGGGAGUUCUCAUUAAAGGUCUGGCAAAGCUGAAAAAGAUCCCCGAGACGGUGAAAGCCAUAAAGGAGCGCCUAGAACAAGAGCUAAAACAAAUUGUAAAGCGCUCUACCACUCAGGUGGCAGACAACGGCUAUCAGCGAGGAGAAGCUGUGACCCAGGAAAAUCAGCCACAGCUUCUUCUCGAGCUUCUGGAGCUUUUGUUUGAUAAGUUUAACGCAGUGACCUCUGCUCAUUCUGUAGUUCUGGGAUAUCUCCAGGAAACUGUGGCUUCUCCCACAAGUCAAGAUGGGGACAUUAAACUCUAUGACAUGGCUGAGGUUUGGGUGAAGAUUCAAACAGUAAUCCAGAUACUUCUGACUGAGUAUCUGGAUAUGAAGAACACCAAGACUUCGUCUGAACCAUCUGCUCAGCUAAGCUAUGCUAGCACUGGACGAGAAUUUGCAGCUUUCUUUGCAAAGAAGAAGCCUCAAAGACCUAAAAACACUCUUUUUAAGUUUGAGUCGUCCUCGCACGCAAUAAGUAUGAGUGCCUAUUUAAGAGAACAAAGGAGAGAAUUGUACAGCAAAAGCGGGGAACUUCAAGGUGGCCAUGACAAUUUAAUUGGCGGAGGAUCAAGGUUUGUCUGCAAACCCGGAGCCAGGAACAUUACCAUCAUAUUCCACCCUUUGCUCAAAUUUAUUCAAGAGAUUGAGCAUGCCAUUGGAUUUGGACCAACAAAACAAUGUCCCUUGCGAGAGUUUCUCACUAUGUACAUCAAGAACAUCUUCCUAAAUCAGGUAUUAGCGGAGAUCAACAAGGAAAUCGAAGGCGUCACCAAGGUGUCAGAUCCGUUGAAGCUGUUGGCUAAUGCCGAUACAAUGAAAAUUUUGGGAGUCCAACGGCCACUGUUACAGAGCACCGUCAUUGUGGAGAAGAGUAUUCAGGACCUGAUGAAUUUGAUGCGUGACUUAAGUGCUUACUCAGAUCAGUUUCUGAAUAUGGUGUGUGUGAAACUCCAGGAGUAUAAGGACACCUGCAGCACAGCAUUCAGGAGUAUUGUCCAGUCUGAUGAGAAAUUGGUGAUCAGUGCUUCCUGGGCCAAGGAUGAUGAUAUUACACGGCUUUUAAAGUCGCUUCCCAACUGGUUGAACAUGACUCAGCCUAAGCAGUUAAGACCGAAAAGAGAAGAUGAGGAGGAUUUUAUACGGGCUGCAUUUGCUAAAGAGUCGGAAGUUCUUAUUGGAAACCUUGGAGAUAAACUAAUUCCACAGAAUGAGAUCAUGACUGAUGUCAGUGACUUGAAAGCCCUUGCCAAUCUGCAUGAGAGUCUGGAGUGGCUUGCAGGAAGACUGAAAUUUGCCAUUUCAAAUCUACCGAGUGCUCAGACAAUGUCCCCUGGCGCCGAUAGUCUCAACAGUGUGGACAUUCCUGCUGUGUCUGAGAUCAUUUUGCAGACUCUCAAUGAGCUGGCUAAUUCUUUCCAAGACAUGUCUGACCGCUGUCUGCUUGUUUUACAUUUGGAAGUCAGAGUUCACUGCUUCCAUUAUCUUAUUCCCUUGGCCAAGCAAGGAAACUACGCAAUUGUAGCUAAUGCAGAAAGCAUGGAUUAUGACCCUCUUAUUGUGAGACUGAACAAGGACGUAAGUGGAAUAGAAGAGGCAAUGGGUGCCAGUCUCCAGCAGCACAAGUUCCAGUACAUCUUUGAAGGUCUAGGCCAUUUAAUUUCCUGCAUUCUCAUUAAUGGCUCCCAGUAUUUCAAGCGCAUCAGUGAAUCUGGCAUCAAAAAGAUGUGUAGAAAUAUAUUUGUCCUCCAGCAGAACCUCACCAACAUCACUAUGUCCCGUGAAGCUGAUCUGGAUUUUGCAAGGCAGUACUAUGAGAUGAUGUACAACACUGCGGAUGAGCUGUUAAAUCUGGUGGUGGACCAAGGGGUGAAAUACACAGAAUUGGAGUACAUCAAUGCCCUCAGCCUUCUUCAUCGCAGUCAGACAGGUGUAGGUGACCAGACUACCCAAAAUAUGAGGCUGCAACGACUCAAGGAGAUCAUCUGUGAGCAGGCUGCCAUCAAGCAGGCCACCAAGGACAAGAAGAUAACCACUGUGUGAACAGUAACAGAAGUAGCAAGGUUUUGUUCACACACACUACCAUGUCAGACAAGUCUGAGACUCUUCAUUUAACAAAAAUCAUUAUCUAGUAUCAACAAGAGCUGGUCACCAUCUUAUUGAAUACUGUCCUUUCUUAAUAUUUCUCUAAAUCUGCAUGUUCUGUAUUUUAAUCUCAUAUUGUCUGCUUUUUCAAUCUAUGGGUAACAGUGUACUGUGUUACCAGGUAUAGAACCAAUAUAUUCACCAUGGCACUACU